Messenger RNA from Cuscuta epithymum, 4021 nucleotides. NCBI's taxonomy places the organism in Eukaryota, Viridiplantae, Streptophyta, Magnoliopsida, Solanales, Convolvulaceae. The record is from the annotation of a GenBank genome assembly.
CCCGCACAAAAUUAUACUAUACUACUACGUACAUGCGGGCCAGUUCUCCAGCACAAAAGCUUUCUAUCACUGGAACGACGACGUAUACACAUCGACCGCAGUUCCGUACUCCCGUUGUCCAUAUUCUGAGUCUGACAUCCUCCGGCGUGUACGAAGAAGAAUACUGCCGAGAGAGAGAGGGGCCAGAGAAAGGUGCUAAAUACACAGAAGUGACAGACAAAUACACGCACUACCAAACACGCGGAAACCUACAUGUCCCUGGCUCAGAGGAUCAAACUAAAUAAGCGAAGCACUCGUUUCUGAUUUUCGCAUUGGUAAUUUUCGUUUCUAAGAAAUUUGAGAAUAAUAGCGAUUAAGCAGGAGUAGUGCUGUUCAAUUGAUGAUAAUUCCCGAAGUUCAUGAAGAGAGCGAGCAGUUGAAUUUAAUCCAUGUGAGCUUUGUGAAGCCGAAGGGCUGAUUGAUUAGUAGAGGUCCGAAAUGAGCAGCGAAAGGCAGGCGGUGCCUGUUCGGGACCUCGUCGAGGAAGCAAAGAAGAGGAUUGUUCUCCUUGUUGUUUGCGUAGUUGGACUCUCAUAUCUUAUGUCACUGACAAGCUCUUCAGUUUUAGUCAACCUGCCUGCUGCUGCCCUCUUGAUUUUCUCUCUUCGCUAUCUAUCUCUGGAUUUUGAGGCCCGAAGGAAAGCUGCAACUUACAAGGGAAAAACAUUCGCUGUAAAUACUGAUUUUCAGAAAAGAAAAGAUGAGGGUCCAAAAGUCCUUGCUAGAAAGUCUGAUUGGAGGAUGAAAGUGAGUUCUCCUACCGUGGAGAAAGCAAUAGAUAACUUCACAAGACAUAUAGUCUCAGAGUGGGUAACAGAUCUCUGGUACUCUCGAAUAACUUCUGAUAUGCAAGGUCCAGAAGAACUUGUGCAGAUCAUGAACUGUGUGCUGGGGGAAAUUUCAUGCCGCAUGAGAAAUAUCAAUCUUAUAGAUCUAUUAAUAAGGGACACUAUCAAUUGUAUAAGCACUCACUUAGAGUUGUUUCGUGUUUGUAAGGCGAGGAUAGAAAAACAACAGUCAAAAUCCCUAACUAUCGAAGAGCGUGACGUGAAGCUUAAGUCAAUGUUGGAUGCGGAGAGCAAAUUGCAUCCUGCUUUAUUUUCUCCCGAAGCUGAGCACAAGGUUCUCCAGCAUCUCAUGGAUGGCCUGAUUUCAUUUACAUUCAAACCAGAUGAUCUACAAUGCUCUUUAUUCCGUUUCAUUGUCAGGGAGCUUCUUGCUUGUGUAGUAAUGCGGCCGGUGUUAAACUUAGCUAACCCAAGAUUUAUUAAUGAGAGGAUUGAAAUUCUAGUGGCUUCUACAAAAAAGUCUGAGAAAGUUACAGCAGCGACACAAGUUCAACCCAAGUCCAGCACAAGUGGAUCUGCAAAAGUAUCAACAGAUAAUUUUUCUCCUUUUAUAGACCGCGCUGUUAACGGUGUUGAACUUGUAGAGUUGAAAAAGGACCAUUCUGAAAGUAUCACGGAGGAAAUUGCAAAUGGAGCUGACUUUUCGAAGGAUCCAUUGCUUUUGAUUGACACACGAUCAACACGAUCUUGGAAUGCUUUGCCAAUGCAAAACCAUUCCAAUGAUGGAAGACUUAUUAAACGUCAUCACUCUGGAGGUGAGUGGGGUGAUAUGCUAGAAGUGUUUUCUCGCAGAAAGACUGAAGCACUUGCCCCGGAACAUUUUGAUAACAUGUGGGCGAAAGGGAAAAACUAUAAAAGGAAAGAAGAUUGCAAGCAAUCAGAUGAUCCAACUCACCAGAGUUCGUUAGGUGCAUCUAAAGCUGUGAGCACUUCUAAGGCUGUUCUGUGGCAGAACGGAGAAGGAGAAAACACGGAUGAAGAUGAGCAUGAUGGCAUGCUGUCAGAUGAAGAUGUGUCAGGGAGCAGUUCACAUUCACCUGAAGAUGAAGAAACCAGUGUUGGUCUUCGUUCACCUGUGGUUAAAGUUUGGGACGGGAAAAAUAGAAGAAAUGUUACUCACAUUCAUCAUCCUCUUGAAAGCACGCAGAAGAAAAAGUCAAGAAGUAAGGGAAUUAAAGGACACGAUCAAUCUAAACAAUCAAGCAUUACAUCAUCUGGAUGGAAGAGGUCUAAAUUGAGUAAUGAGAGAGACCAAGUCUGGAAAGAGAUUGAAAGAACAAGCUACUUACCAGGAGAUGGACAUGAUAUACUGAACUCUUCUAAAUAUAAUUUGAAUCGUGAACACUCAAGUGAUGGUUCUGAGGCAGACACAUCUUGUAGAUUAUCUAGUGGAUCAGCUGCAACGGCCUCUUUUGCUACAAGCAAUUUGUUUGAGAAUCAUAUUUUGGAUGCAGAUAGUUCAAGAACAUCCAUCUUUGUAGAUUCUUUUAUGAAAUUAAGAUGCGAGGUCUUAAGUGGCAAUAUUGUAAAGAGUGGCACAAAAACCUUUGCUGUUUAUUCCAUAUCCGUUACAGACGCGUACAAUAAUAAUUGGUCAAUAAAAAGAAGGUUUAGUCACUUUGAAGAGCUACAUAGGCGCCUUAAGGAGUUUCCGGAAUAUAAUCUUCAUUUGCCACCCAAGCAUUUCUUCUCUACUGGCCUUGAUGUGCUAGUCGUCCAAGAAAGGUGUAAAUUGCUUGACACAUAUCUGAAGAAACUUUUACAGCUCCCAACUAUUUUCAACUCCAUUGAAGUCUGGGACUUCCUCAGUGUGGAUUCUCAGACAUACUGUUUCUCAAACUCUCUUUCAAUCAUUGAAACACUAUCAGUUUCAGUUCAUCUGGAUGAAUCAGUGCAUGAAAGGAAUAAAGAACAAAUGCAAAAUAUUAGCCCCGCAAUUGAUCCAACAUCUUCCAACAGCAGGCAUUUUAAGGCCGAAACAAAGGAUUUUAAGUCGAGGAUGAAGUCUAAUCAUGAGGUGGAUGCCUCUAGAUUGAACAAUAGAUCUGUGGCAGCGCUUUCAACAAAAGAUCUCAACAAAGAAAGCAGAAAAUAUUUUGAAGACUCAAGCAGCGAUUCUGACAAUAUAGUACAGAAAAAUAAAAUUUCUUCCUCUAAAACUGAGAAGGCAAUAAAAGUGGGUGACACUACUUCACAUACAUCGUCUGAGUCUUUUGUCAAUGCUUCGUCGGAUCCAACUCUUCCAAGUGAGUGGAUACCACCAAAUUUAAGUGCGCCAAUCUUAGACUUGGUAGACAUUGUUUUUCAGCUCCAUGACGGUGGGUGGAUCAGGAGGCAGGCUUUCUGGAUUGCAAAACAAGUGUUACAGUUGGGAAUGGGUGAUGCCUUUGAUGAUUGGUUAAUUGAAAAGAUCCAGCUUCUACGGCAGGGGUCAGUAGUUGCUGCAGGAAUCAAGCGUGUUGAACAAGCUCUCUGGCCUGAUGGUAUAUUCAUAACAAAGCAUCCAAGAAGGCAACGACCUGUCCCAACUGCAACUCCAUCCAGUAAUAAUUCAUCUCAUGGAUCCCCAAGUCCGCUACCUUCAUCUAACUUGGAGGAAAUGCAGAAAAAACUGGAUGAGGUGCAACAGGAGGAAGCUGAGAGACGGGCAAAAUUAGUGUAUGAGUUAAUGAUUGAUAAAGCACCAGCUGCUAUUGUGGGUCUUGUUGGCCGUAAAGAGUAUGAACAAUGUGCCAAGGAUCUAUAUUUUUUCGUUCAGUCAUCUGUUUGUUUGAAGCAAUUAGCUUUAGAGCUAGUUGAGCUGCUGCUAUCAUCUGCUUUUCCUGAGCUGGAUUAUGUGUUUCGAGACUUUCGAGAAGACAAGGGGAAGUUUGGAGUACUCAAAGCAGAGGAUUAACACAUCAAAAAAAAUUCUGCAAUAUCAUAGUAGAUGAUUUUUGUUUCUUUUACCCGCUGUACAGUUUCAGAAUUGUGUUUAUACCUAAAAAACCAAACGGUUACCUGCAAAUAUAUGAAGGUCCACUGAUUUGUGCAAUUUCUUGAUAUGCUUUCUUUUACUUCAGAAAUUCCAAAAGAACCAUAAUGCAUUUAUAAAUUCACGCAAAGUGCAAAUCCAUAUAAUCAUAAGAUGACCA